ACGUGUGCGGGCUGUCUGCCGAGGAAGGACGAUCUGCGCACUGGAGGUGCUGUUCUGGUCCUGCCGGUGCGCUGCUGGCGAGCAAGGCGGGAGUAAACCCAGAAAUAAAGAUGGACAAAACCACGGUGGUGAAAGCGGGGGCAGUGGCCAGCGCCAGUGUGUGUGCCCUGUUCGGCGGCGUGGUCUUAGCCCAGUACAUCUUCACCAAGAAGAAGAAAGCGGGCCGGAAAACCAAGAUCAUUGAAAUGAUGCCGGAGUUUGAGAAGAACACUGUCCACAUUAAGGACCCGGAGAGGGUGGAGGAGAUCAUCUGUGGCCUUAUCAAGGGUGGAGCUGCCAAGCUUCAGGUCAUCACUGAUUUUGACAUGACGUUAAGCAGGUUUUCCAGCAAUGGCAAAAGAUGCCCUACUUGUCACAAUAUCAUCGAUAACUGUAAAAUGGUCACUGAAGAUUGCAGAAGGAAGCUUCUUCAGUUGAAAGAGACUUACUAUCCAAUCGAAAUUGACCCCCAUCUCACCAUUGAAGAGAAGUACCCUUUCAUGGUUGAGUGGUAUUUCAAGUCUCACCGUUUACUAGUUGAACAGCGAUUACAGAAAGACAAGAUUCCAGAAAUUGUGAGGGAAUCUGAUGUUUGUCUAAGGGAGGGCUUCGAGCAGUUCUUCGACAGGCUGCACCAGCACGGCGUUCCUGUCUUCAUCUUCUCCGCGGGCGUGGGGGACAUCCUGGAGGAGAUCAUCCGCCAGGCGGGGGUCUACCGCCCCAACGUGCGCGUCGUCUCCAACUUCAUGGACUUCGACGAAAAUGGUGUGUUGAAAGGUUUCAAAGGAGAGCUGAUCCACAUGUACAACAAGCACGAGGGGGCUCUGAAGAACACGGAGUACUUCAAGCAGCUGAAGGACAACAGCAACAUCCUCCUCCUGGGAGACUCCUUAGGAGACCUCAACAUGGCUGACGGAGUGCCCAGCGUCGAGAACAUUCUCAAGAUUGGCUUUCUCAACGACAAGGUGGAUGAGCGCUUGGAAAAAUAUAUGGACGCUUACGAUAUUGUUUUAGCGAAGGAUGAAACGCUGGAAGUGCCCAAUUCCGUUCUCCAGAAGAUACUUUAGACAGAAUUACUGCAGACUGAAGCACUGGACUGGAGCACCUUUUAAAGAUGCACUUUUUAUCUCGACCUUUAUAAAAAAAUAUUGUUUUCCUCUCACCUGAACAGUCAUACACCUCAAGUUUCUUUUUUUUUUCUUUCAUCCGUACCAAACUGUCCGUGCUCCCUGCUGUCAAGUGUAAGAAACCCAAGACUGAACAAUUUUAGCAGUUUUCAUACUUCCAUAGGUAUUUUUUUUUUACUUUCAUAAGUAUGUGUGCAAUCAUUAAAGCAACAAUGCAAGAUAAACAAAACCGUGACCUACUAGCUUUAAAAAAUUUGCAAGUCUCAUUUGACAGCAGUCUAAUUUUACCAUCUUGACUACCACUACUAAACAAAAUGGUACAGUAUCGUUUUAAGGACUUGCCAUAUAUAAUUUGAAGGUCAUUUUGGACCUUCCAAAAGAAAGUAGAUGGGGAAAAGACUUCUAAACAGCAAGAGAAGAAGAAAAUCUUGAAGAAAAAAUGAAGAUGGGAUGUUGCCGAACUCGGGCUUCUUCGGAUCUUUUAUUUUCACUGCUUUCUUGUAUUGUUCUGUAAAAAAGUAGGCGAUAUGCCUAUUUUGAAUUGGAGAUUUAUACUACCUCUAAAUUUGGGUGGAAGUGUUUUGGGUUUGUUUUUUUUUUCUUCUUAAUUUCUCGAUGUGAAAUGUUUUCUUACUUUUCCUCAGUUGGAGACGUAUGGGUAGCUGGGCCUCUUGAGUGUUGAUGUCGUAUGCACGUUUCCCUUUUUAAAAGAAUUCAUCUGUGUGCAUAUUUGUGUGUGCUUGUAUAUUUAAAAUAGGCAGUUUGUUGAACAAAGAUGGUUCUUGUUUU
Messenger RNA from Lepisosteus oculatus (spotted gar), 1955 nucleotides. RefSeq names its product 5'-nucleotidase, cytosolic IIIA (gene nt5c3a). Gene Ontology annotation, molecular function: 5'-nucleotidase activity; magnesium ion binding. Gene Ontology annotation, cellular component: cytoplasm. Lineage: Eukaryota; Metazoa; Chordata; Actinopteri; Semionotiformes; Lepisosteidae. The record is from RefSeq and is a predicted model, not a curated record.